Messenger RNA from Talaromyces amestolkiae, 1344 nucleotides. RefSeq lists its product as uncharacterized. Gene Ontology annotation, biological process: calcium ion transmembrane transport; intracellular calcium ion homeostasis. The record is from RefSeq and is a predicted model, not a curated record. Lineage: Eukaryota; Fungi; Ascomycota; Eurotiomycetes; Eurotiales; Trichocomaceae. Gene Ontology annotation, molecular function: calcium:proton antiporter activity. The transcript has 3 exons. Gene Ontology annotation, cellular component: fungal-type vacuole membrane. The coding region runs from base 1 to 1344 and encodes 447 amino acids.
AUGUCUUUGCUCCGUCAACGUCGCGCCGACGACGAAAUCAAUCAGACAGCGACCCAUGAGACCCUUCCGCAACACCAGAAAGAUGCCGAAAUCGCAAACGAUGAGAAGAAACACCCGCGAGUCUUGGGCCUCUUUCGAGUACAAUCGACCGGCGAAAGUGGGAGGACAGGGUUCGAUCCAUUGCAUUUCUUCCACAUUUGCUUUCGGAGCACCUGCACGCUAUCGAUGAUCGUUAAUGUUCUCUGGCCGUUUGUCCCCGCUGCAAUUGCAAUGGGAUUCGCUAGGAAGGAUCUAAAUAUUUGGGUGUUUGCGCUUAACUAUAUCGCCAUAAUACCGACGGCCAAUUUACUUGGAUUCGCAGGAGGAGAAUUGGCGCGCAAAUUGCCGCGUGUUUUCGGAGUGCUGCUAGAGACAUCAUUGACAUCUGCAGUAGAGAUAAUCUUGUUCAUGGUUUUAGUCAAGACCGGUACCGGAGAAGAAUUGAUCAAUGUCAUUCAGGCGGCCAUCCUAGGCUCGAUCCUGGCGAAUCUAUUGCUCUGCUUGGGACUGUGCUUUUUCUUCGGCGGUAUGAGACGCGAUGAGCAGAUAUUGCACGAAGCGGUCAGCGAGGUUGGGUCGGGCUUGCUUCUUGUUGCUGGAUUUGGACUUUUGAUUCCGAGCGCUUUCCAUGCGACGUUGACGAGCGCGGUGACGGAUGGAACUAUCACGAGCGAAGAGCUUCAGGAUACCACUAACAGAGUCAGUCGAGCUACUGCGAUCAUUUUGCUCUGUGCUUAUUUCAUGUUCCUGUGGUACAACUUGCGCACCCACAACAGCAUUUUCGACGAAGUCCUCGAAAAUGAAGAGAACAAGGACGAAGACGGCGAAACCGAACACUUCCGACCAAAGCUCACCCUUUUCGAGAGCAUUCUAGCCAUUGUUGUUUCACUUACACUCGUCUCUCUUUCGGCGUAUUUCCUGGUCGAACAGAUCCCGUCCAUCGUUGAGCGAGGUGUGCCGGAUAACUUCAUGGGUCUGAUUCUGGUUCCUCUUGUCGAAAAGGCGGCCGAGCAUUUGACUGCAAUUGAUGAAGCUUGGGAUAACCAAAUCAACUUUGCUCUUUUCCAUUGUCUCGGACCUUCCAUUCAAACGGCCCUACUCAAUGCACCCUUGGUUGUUUUGGUUGGUUGGGGAUUGGGUAAAGAGAUGAACCUCAACUUUGAGAUCUUCAUGGUGGUCCUGCUUGUCCUGUCUAUUCUCGUCGUGGGCAACUUCUUACGUGACGGCAAAUCCAAUUACAUGGAAGGUGGACUUUGCGUGCUUGUCUAUGUGAUUAUUGCUGUUACUACAUGGUACUAUCCCUGA